Mycena indigotica is the source of this 348-nucleotide messenger RNA. RefSeq lists its product as uncharacterized. The transcript has a single exon. The record is from RefSeq and is a predicted model, not a curated record. Gene Ontology annotation, biological process: protein phosphorylation. The coding region runs from base 1 to 348 and encodes 115 amino acids. Gene Ontology annotation, molecular function: ATP binding; protein kinase activity. NCBI's taxonomy places the organism in Eukaryota, Fungi, Basidiomycota, Agaricomycetes, Agaricales, Mycenaceae.
AUGGGGCUCGCGCCACAGCUGCACCACUGUGAAUUUGACCCGGACCUGAGGAUGUUCAUGGUGGUUAUGGACCAUGUCAAAGGAUCUCAUUGGCAUCGUGACAAUGUUUCUGCAAGUCUCGGGAAUCAACUGCGGCAGGCGGUGGAGGCCCUGCAUCAGGCGGGUCUUGUGUAUGGCGAUCUGCGUGAGCCGAAUGUCAUGGUCGAUGAAUCCGGUCGAGUUCAAUUUGUCGAUUUCGACUGGUGUGGGCUGGAGGGUGAAGCAACGUAUCCCCUGGACAUCAGCAUGGGCGCGAUCGACUGGGCGGCUGAUGUCGGCCCGGGGUCGUUGAUCACGGCGGCGGCAUGA